Molecule: messenger RNA, 531 nt
Organism: Rangifer tarandus platyrhynchus (Svalbard reindeer)
Lineage: Eukaryota; Metazoa; Chordata; Mammalia; Artiodactyla; Cervidae
Source: the annotation of a GenBank genome assembly
AUGGGAAAAAACAAGCAAAAUUCCAUUCUAAGCUUCCUGGUUGUUGUUGUUGUUCAGUCACUCAGUCAUGUCCGACUCUUCAUGAACCCAUGGACUGCAGCAUGCCAGGCUUCCCUGUCCUUCACCAUCUCCUGGAGUUUGAUCAAACAUAUGUUCAUUGAGUCAGUGAUUCCAUCCAACCCUCUCAUCUUCUGUCAUCCCCUUCUCCUGCCCUCAAUCUUUCCCAGCAUCAAUGUCUUUUCCAAUGAGUUGGCUCUUUACAUCAGGUGGCCAAAGUAUUGGAGUUUCAGCUUCAGCAUCAGUCCUUCCAAUGAAUAUUCAGGACUGAUUUCCUUUAGGAGUGACUGGUUUGAUCUCCUUGCUGUCCAAGGGACUCUCAGGAGUCUUCUCCAGCACUCCAGUUUGAAAGAAUCGAUUCUUCAGUUCUCAGCCUUCUUUAUGGUCGAACUCUCACAUCCACACAUGACCACAGCAAAAACCAUAACUUUGACUAUAUGGACCUUUGUUGGCAGUGAUGUCUCUGCUUUUUAA